This is a messenger RNA of Macrosiphum euphorbiae (potato aphid), 2235 nucleotides long. The record is from the annotation of a GenBank genome assembly. NCBI's taxonomy places the organism in Eukaryota, Metazoa, Arthropoda, Insecta, Hemiptera, Aphididae.
AUGGCCGUGGCACCCAAUCCGGAAUAUUUACAGACUCUACUCGAAACAUUCAAAUGUUUUAUUUGUAUGGAGAAAAUACAAGAUGCACAUUUGUGUCCACAUUGUUCAAAAUUAUGUUGUUACUCUUGUAUGCGCCGAUGGCUUACUGAACAACGAUCUCAAUGUCCACACUGUAGAGCUACAUUGCAUUUACACGAAAUUGUCAACUGUAGAUGGGUUGAAGAUUUAUCCGAUCAACUUGACUGUUUGAACAGUACUGUCAAUAUAGGAAGUAUUAGACAGAGCCAAGAACAAAGAUGUGAAACUCAUAACGAACAAUUGUCUGUAUUCUGCAUGUCAUGCAAUACAACUAUCUGUCAUCGAUGUGCUCUAUUUGACGAUUCAGCCCAUAAUGGUCAUUCAUUCCGACCUGUGGAAGACGUUUAUAAUGAAACAAUAGCACAGUUGGGUGAGAGUUGUAAUCACCUCAAAAUGAAAGAAGAAUUUAAUAAGAAAGACAUUAAGGAACUUGAUAGAAAUAUUAAAGAAGUACAACAAGCCAAAGAGCAAAAAGUUCGAGAAAUACGCACAGCUGUGGAGUCUAUGAUGAUUGACUUAGAAAAAGAUCUGAAUAAUAAACUUACUACUUUAUUAACUCAAAAAAAUCUUCUAGUCAACGAAUCUGAACAAAUAGAGGAAUUUUUGCAUGAUUGUGAUCUUGAAGUAUCUCGUAUGCCAAUGUCACAAUUAAUUAAUAACGCUCCAAGUUUAAAAAGAACUAUUUCUGCUAUGGAUGAUAAACACCCGUUUACAACCCGUAUGUCUGUGUAUCCAGAUUUCCAUAGCGAACUUAUACCAAAGUUUGAAGGAGGUACCUUGAUAAUUAAAUCGUUUUCUGAUAAAAUGAUUCAGUCUGAACCUAUCUAUUCACUUCCGAUUGGUUGCAAUGGUGUUAAUUGGAGACUUAAAGUAUACCCCAAUGGUAAUGGUAUCGUGAGAGAUCGAUAUUUAUCAGUGUUUUUAGAGUUAACUUCUGGGCCAGCUGGAGUAUCUAGAUAUGAUUAUCGUAUUGAAAUGGUUCAUCAACUAGAUGAAAAAAUGAACGAUAAAUCUAAAAAUGUGCUCAGAGAAUUCACAUCAGAUUUUGAAAUUGGUGAAUGUUGGGGAUACAAUAGAUUUUUUAGACUUGAUUUAUUAAUUAAUGAAUCAUUUUUACAUCAAGAUACAUUAAUUUUAAAAUUUGGUGUUCGACCACCAACUUACUAUCAAAAAUGUAGAGAACAACAAUGGUAUUUGUCUAAAUUAGAACUUGAGAGAUCUGCACUCUUACAGCAAUUUGAAGAAUUGAAACAGAAAAUCCCUGCUAAAGUUAAACCUAUUAGUAGAGAAAUUCCGAGUCCAAAGAAAAAGCUUAAAAUUAAAAUACAAUCAUUGUUGGAUGAAUUUGAGUGUGCAGAAGCAACUGGACAUCUCAGGAGUCCAAUCAAAGACCAAGAAGUUCAAGGAGCAUCAUGUGAAACUGCUUCUAAUAUGGUACAUCCGCCAUUAUCAAUACAAACUUUAUAUGAUAAUGAAUUCCAAAAUCGUUAUCAAGGCGAAACUGCCCAGUCUAUGUUUGAGAGACUUAGUCGUCUUUUUGAAGAAUCAGAUAACCCGGAUAGACCCAGUCCUAUGCAUGGGAAUAAUGUCAACAGCAUCAUUCUGGAUAAUAUUGAACAUACAAGUCCAUCAGAUUUUCGUUUGGAAAAUUGUUUAAGAAAAGUGGGAGAAAGUCAAUUAAGUUCACCUAACAAAUUAAGGGUUUCUGAAAAUUCACAAAUGGUUAAUAAAAUUCAUUAUGAAAUAACUGAAGCAAAAUUUCGAUUGAAAAAAUUGGAAAAUGCUAUGCGUAACUCUCAACCAGUUUCAGAAUCUUCUAGCGAGGUGGCAAGUUCAUCAGAUCCAAUAAAUCUAAGAAUGUCUGAAAAUGGACUUGAGGAUUUGUCUCGUCAAACUAUGAUAGUUCGUGGAUUACAUAACCCCAUAUUAAAUAAAAAUGAACAACCUGUAACUCAAGAAACAACCAAUACAAAUUUAUCAAAUAGGUUUUUAGAUAUGUCAGAUAUAUCUGAUGACCUUGAAGAUAUAAUCAAUUCCGUUUUUGUAGACAACGCCUAUAUAGAUAACUGGGAAGUUAAUCAGAGCUCCUCCGCUGAAGAAGUACAAAGUCCCAACAAUGAGUCAUUAUGUCCUGAUCAUCUGACCAGAGAUGAAUGA